CGGGUAACCAUUUUAGAGAGUCCGGGGACCCCAAACAGAUUUUUUGACAACGUUUUCUGCUAAAAUCGGAGUAUUGUCGCUUUUAGAAGACCGUUCCUCCAUUGCAUUCCAUAGCGCUCUCUCUCUACACUCACCCACAUCACGCAGUGCUUGUGAGUAUAAGUCCGCAGCUGAUCACUGUGCCGCGCGCUGGUUGAGGAGAGCUGAACUUUGGAUCCGAUUUUGCGGUUUGAGUUUCUGCAAAAAGUUGCAAUCGACGAAGGUUCUGUACAAAAUGGAAGAUGGAAGUUGUAAUGCUAUGGCAAAACGCAUGAAAGUUGCUGUGGAAGAUGGGGAGACCUUGGUGGAAGAUGAAUCCACUGCACUGGUUUCAGUGGAAGAAAACGGACCAAGAGCUUCUGAACAAGUAAAGAUUGAAAUUGCUCAUAUUCUUGAAAAGAUCAACAGCUUCACUGAAAUGGUGUCUGAGCUGCUAGAAUCUGGGAAGUCCAUGCUGAAGGAACUGAGCAAUGAUUUUGAGGAACGCAUGAUUUUGAUACACAAGGAGCAGAUUCUGAAGUGGCAUGAGGAAAUCAAUGAACUUCGCUCGCUUGAUGCUGCAAAUGAGGAUGCCGAUGCUCUUUUGCAGAAUGCUAAAUAUCUUCUUCAGAAUGCCCAUGCUGGCUAGCUCCUUAUGUAGUGGAUGAUAAGUGUCUACAUUUGACAGGAGAUCCAAUUCGAACGAUUUUAGUACUUCGUCUAUUUUGGAACAAUUCAAGUGUCUCUUGUAGUAUAAUUGUAAUUAGUAAUGACUUCAAUCUUGUAUUCAGUUUCUUAGUUUGGUGUACAGUGUCAGCAACUGUUAUGACCAUGUUAAAGAGAUUUGAGACAUUAACAAGUGUUGGAUCUGUCAAUGGUUUAGCUGAAAUUCGAUGCUUUUCUAGCUUUGCAUGGUUAUCUGAGAAAAAUAUUUUAGUGCUUGGGAAGUUA
Messenger RNA from Striga asiatica, 969 nucleotides. The record is from the annotation of a GenBank genome assembly. NCBI's taxonomy places the organism in Eukaryota, Viridiplantae, Streptophyta, Magnoliopsida, Lamiales, Orobanchaceae.